This is a messenger RNA of Panicum virgatum (switchgrass), 1942 nucleotides long. Its product is annotated as tetratricopeptide repeat domain-containing protein PYG7, chloroplastic-like. Gene Ontology annotation, molecular function: protein binding. Bases 793 to 1674 code for a protein of 293 amino acids. NCBI's taxonomy places the organism in Eukaryota, Viridiplantae, Streptophyta, Magnoliopsida, Poales, Poaceae. Gene Ontology annotation, cellular component: cell outer membrane. The transcript has 5 exons. The record is from RefSeq and is a predicted model, not a curated record. Gene Ontology annotation, biological process: receptor-mediated virion attachment to host cell.
AGAAAUAUGACUAUUGAAAGAUAAUAGAGGGAAUAAAGCUAAAUGUCCAGAUAUGCUUCUCUUUCCAUUUAUUUAUCGAAUUAAAUGCCUCUUUUAGAUCAAUCUCAGUACAUAGCUUCAUUACACACUAUCAUGAAGACGGUAAACUUAAUAACUGAACCGGAUGAGUGUUAUGGGCAUAAAACUUCUCUCACCUUCCAUGAAACUCUCCAUUCUCUCUUCUUGUAAUGAUCCUGACAUAUUACCAAAUUUGCUGAUGUGAAAUAAAAUUUAAUGCCCAUAAAUUUUUUAUUGAGAAUAGCAUUAAUCGCGCGUCUUCUUACCUAUCAUCAAUACUGCUACCGUGAAGCCAUUCUGAUAUGGUCUUCAUAAGAGUUAAAUAUCUUGGGCUCAGAUCAACAUCGGCUCGGGAUCCUCUAGCUUUAGGUGGCAGGCUCGCUGGAGCUCGGCUCAUUGACAGCCCUCACGCUCAGGGCUCAGCCGCUCAAGGGUUCAUCUCCUCCCUCUGUUUCCCUUCCUCCUUCCUCCCUGUGCUGUCGAGCCGCUCUAUUCGUAUUCGACUCGAGCUCGGACCUUGGUGAGCUUAUGGCUCGGCGCGAUCUCAGGCUCUCAUCGACGUCGGCUCGCGAUGCUAUCGAACUCCAGCUUUGAGGUGGCAGGCUCGCUCGAGCUCGGCUUACUGACCUUCCUCGGUUCCUCCUCAGGGCUCCGGCUCAGAGCUCAUCUCUUUCGCCCUCUCCAGUUCCCCUUGUCUCGACUCUAUCCUCCCUUGCUCUUCCUUCCCUGGUGGCGAUGACUGGGCGAGCGGCGGCGCCAUUUGUCCUGUCUUCGCCCAGCCCUUUGCUGGCGACGAGCGCAUCCUCCAGAAUUAUCGGGUGUACAUGUGUACACCCACGUCCUAUGCUGGGUCCGCCCCUGCCAACCAGAGGAGUCAUUUUAACUUCAAAAAAUGUAGAUGAAGCUUUCUGUCACCCUUCAGACAAGGAUAAUAGAAGCAGGAAUUUGCUUCUGCAAUUCGGUGCACUUCCAUGUUGCACUACAGUUUGGUUUACUACUGCACAAUCAGCACAUUCUAGUGUGGGAACAAAGUUAAAUAUGGUUUACGAGGUCGGAGAGCUGUUUGAGCUGGGAAUUCAGCUGUCGUAUCUUCUUAUACUACUUGGUCUGCUUGGAGCUGGUACAUUUUUUGUCAUUCGUCAGGUUCUCGUUCGCAGAGAGCUUGAUCUUUCUGCCAAAGAGCUGCAAGAACAAGUGAGAAGUGGUGAUGCAAGUGCUACAGAGUAUUUUGAGCUUGGAGCAGUUAUGCUACGGAGAAAAUUUUAUCCAGCUGCUAUCAAAUAUCUGCAGCAAGCAAUUGAAAAAUGGGACAGAGAUGAGCAAGAUCUUGCGCAGGUGUACAAUGCCCUGGGGGUCAGUUACAAGCGAGAUAACAAACUGGACAAGGCAAUCCAGCAGUUUGAGAAGGCCGUGGAGCUCCAACCAGGCUAUGUGACGGCUUGGAACAACCUAGGCGACGCAUAUGAGCAGAAGAAAGACCUGAAGUCGGCCCUCAAGGCUUUUGAGGAGGUCCUCCUCUUUGAUCCCAACAACAAGGUUGCAAGGCCACGCGUGGACGACCUCCGGCAGCGCGCCAGCAUGUACAAGGGCGUGCCUGUAAAGUCUGAAAAGCGAUAGCUGUAUUCCCUUUUGGGGGUAAAAUUGUGCAUUACUGCAUUUGUCCUGUCCCCAUGGCGGAGUAGCAGUUGUUCAAUUUUUGAACGGUAGCAUUUGUAAACAUGACGACUCGGCUCGGAAUGGUGCCUGAAGAAAGGCAGAUGUAAUAUGCAUGCUUAUCUUGUUGGAGCAAUGCAGAAUGUGCUGUAGGAGCCUGUGAUUGUGUUCGCCUGUUGAUCUGCUGUAAGAUGGAAGUGGUUAUCUGCAAAAAGCCGUUGAGGCGGUGACA